AUUAACCAGUGGAACAGCUUCCUUCCAGGAGUUUUGGAGACACACCCUCUUCUGCAUUUUCCGAGAAGAUCCUGAGUCCAGCCUUGGUUUUUCUGCCUCCACCAUGUCAGACCCGGAGGAUGAGGAUGGUGAAACUUGUUGGAACAACCUGGAAAGCUUCCGUGUGAAGCUGAUUUCAGUGAUCGACCCUUCCAGAAUAACGCCUUACCUCCGGCAGUGCCGAGUCAUCAACCACGAUGACGAGGAGCAGGUCCUAAAUGAUCCCAGCCUAGUACUCCGGAAAAGGAAGACAGGGCUGCUCCUAGAUCUCCUCCAGAGGACGGGCAAAAAGGGUUUUGUGGCUUUCCUGGAGAGUCUGGAGUUGUACUACCCGCAUCUCUACAAGAAAAUAACAGGCAACGAGCCCACCCGGGUCUUCUCCAUGAUAAUAGACACGGCGGGAGAGUCCGGACUGAUGGAAGUGCUGAUGAACGAGGUGUCAAAGCUGCAGGCGGCCAUCCGAGAAGAAAGGCAGAAGGUCCAGGAGCUGAACGUGACCCUCAGCACCAAGGAGGAUGCCAUCAAGGAGAUGAGGGUGAGGGACAGCGUCCUGCGCAAAUACCAGGAGCGGGCACACAAGGUGAAGGAGGAGAGGGACUCCCUCAGCAAGGAACUGAUGCUAUGCCGAGAGGAGAACUACAAGCUGGCCAUGAAGUAUGCCAAGCAGAAUGAGGAGAAGAAUGUGGCCCUGAUGAAGAAUCGGGACCUGCAGCUGGAGAUCGACUGCCUGCGGCACAGUCUGAUCAAGGCUGAAGAUCACUGCAGCCUGGCACGGAAGCACACGCUGAACCUGAAGGAAGCCAUGGAGCAGCGGCCCAGCCACGAGGUGGUGUGGGAAAUCCAGCGGGAGAAAGACUUGCUGUUGGCCAAGAACAAGGAGCUGGAGAGCACCCUGCAGGUCACCAAGAAUGGCAGCUCCGAGAAGGAUGGGGUUUCCCUCCAGGCUCUUGAGGCCGAGUGGAGGCGGGUGCUGAAGGAGCAGCGGGAGCUGGUGAACACCACCUGCGAUUUACGCCAAGCGCUCCAGAGAGCCGAAGACGGGCGAGAUAAACUUGUAGGAGAGAAGGAGCUGCUGGAACUGAGAUGCACUUCCUUGCAAAACGAUAAUCAAAUUUACCAAAAUCGUAUCAAGGCUAUUUUAAAACAGCUGGAAGAAGUGGUGACUGAAAGAGAUCAGGCUCUUUUAACCCAGGAGGAAUGUCACAAGCAAUACUCCCAAGGCCUGAGAGAGAAAGACAGCUACCGGAAGCAGAUCCGGGAACUCGGGGAGCAUUGUGACGAACUGCAGCUUCAGCUCUUCCAGAAAGAAGGACGGUUGCUGAGUACCGAAACCCAGCUGAAACGGCUGUGCCGUGAUCCCUCCGCCAUGACUUCAGAUCUUGAAGAAAACUCAUCCCGCAGCUCUCAAGAGCUGACUCCCCAAGGAAAUCCAGACGAAGAUAGAAAAGGCACCAAACCAAGAAGGAGCCCAGCGGAUGGGGACCAGCCAGAGAAAGGGCACCGGCGAAUGAAGGACAGUUUUGAGCAUUAUCGAAGAAAGAGAGCUCUACGAAGAGUGCAGGAGAGCCGCCAACACGAAGCUUACUGGGAACAUUCCUCAGGAAGCGACAACACAGACACCGAAGGCUCCUGACUUUGUCUGCUACCUCCAAGGAGAAGUGGAGAAUUCAAGAGUCUCUUCAUCCUCUUCUCAUUUACAAGCAACAUGGGCAGCGGGAAAACUAAAUAAGUGCAUUAUUUUGCUGAGACCACCUUGAUUUUACAUACCUAUCCAGCUGACCGAAUGAGGCUGCCCAGAUUUCUUCCCACGGUUUAAAGGACUUGGGGAUCUGGAGCAGGUUUGGCUUCCAUCCAAAGAAGACUCAGUAGCUGUGUGGUUUAGCCACCGCUUCUUCCAUCUGGAUUUCAGACUCUAGAUUUCCUAGUUCUUGACUUCUGACUGGUUGCUUAGUGACAACCAGUUUCAAAGUUACAGCCACUUUAGCACUACCAGGUGUUUCCCCUACCACUGUGGCAAAGAACUCUGCAGCAUUUCCCCUGCCCGUCUCCCUCCAUUUUCCACUCCACCCUUAGAGUCUCCUUAGGCUUUGAGCUUUCUUCCCACCCACCCACCCGUGCACAUUCCCAUGUGAGAGGAUCAGGAAAGCAGGUGCACACACAUUCCAUUUGCUGCUCAUUUGCAAGGAACCAUCCCCUCCCCUUAUCCCCACGGGUCCACAGACCCUGAAAGAUUGGGAAAGUCUGCUGUAGAUCUUCUGGAAUCAAUAGAGAUCAUGUUGGGGACCGUGGGACAUAUUCUCUGUCCCUGCACCAAGUGCCUCCAUGUCAAAAGAGGAAAGCAUUUCAGAUGGACAAUUUUUUGCAGCCGCUUUGAAAAUAGUGCUCACUUCCAAACAGUGCUGUGCAGCCUGCGGGGAUGCUGAGGGUGGAACGGCCAGCUCUCCUUCUACAUGUUUUUAAUAUAAUGUGGUCCUUAAUAUGAUAGUCCUAGAGUUUAUUUAGUGACUGUUCAAAGUUACAACAGCACUGAAAAAGGGACGACAGUUUUUUUUUUACAUUUAUGACCAUUGCAACACUCCCAUUGUCACAAACAAAAUUUAGACGCUUGUCAACUGACUCACACUUCUGAUGGUUUCACUGUCCCGGGGUGAUGUGUUCCCCUUUUGUUACUUUUGAACAAGCAAAGCCACUGAGCCAAAGAACUCUGCAGCAUUUCCCUGGCUGUCUCCCUCCAAUUUCCAUUCCACCCCUAGAGUCUCCUUAGGCUUUGGGCCUUCUUCCCACCCUGCUGAGUCCCAUUGACCUCCUCCACAACCCCAUCACUGAUCUUUUACUGUAGAUCAGGGGUCCCCAUCCCCUGGGCCGCAACCCACUACUGGGCCAUGAACUGUUUGAAACCGAUGGGUGAGUGUGCAUGCACACACACACACAUAUUUGUGUGAGCAGCAGAUAAGUAUGUGCACACGCACUCCAUUUGCUGGCCAUUCCUGUGGAACCAUCCCUUCCCCCUUCCCCCACCAGUCUACAGAGCCAGAAAGAUUGGGGAACUCUGCUGUAGAUUUCCUUCUGGAAUCAAGAGAUCAUGUUGGGGACGGAGAGAGAUCUUCUCUGUCCCUGCACCAUGUGCCUCCAUGCCAAGUGGGAAGCAUUUCAGAUGGACAAUUUUUUGCAGCCACUUUGAAUAGCGUUCACUUCCAGACAGUGCAGUAUUCUCCCCUCCCCAUCUUCAAAAAUUUUAUUUCAUUAUAUUGUCUUUUAAUGUAUAAUGCUAUUCCCUUUUUUGCUUUGGUCAGCCAGAGUCGUAUAUAAGUUACCUAGUUUUUCCUAUUCCAAAAUUUUUCUGUGUUGCUUUCUAAUAUGUACUUCCUAUAACCAUUUAAUGUCCAAUUUCAGUAUCUCUAAUUUGUUAAAUGUUCUUUUUAUUGCCAAGUUUAAUCCAUUUAUAUUAAUGGAGAUUACUUUUAUUUCUUCCUCCAUUUCAUUGGUUUAUAGGUUUCGUUGAUCUAGUCAUUCUUAGCUCCAUCUCCUCCUUUGUCUCUUUGGCCCUUGCUCCUUCUCUUCCUGUUCUUUCUCCAUCUCCUUUUGAUCUUUUCCCUUAGCUUCCUGGCAUUUAGCUCCUCCUUCUUCUCUUACCAGCAUUCCCUCCUGUGCUGCUAUAUGAUGUUCAUAAAAUAAUUCUGCUUUC
This is a messenger RNA of Thamnophis elegans (Western terrestrial garter snake), 3724 nucleotides long. It is a transcript of the gene CARD9, whose product is annotated as caspase recruitment domain family member 9. Gene Ontology annotation, biological process: positive regulation of canonical NF-kappaB signal transduction; regulation of apoptotic process. The record is from RefSeq and is a predicted model, not a curated record. Lineage: Eukaryota; Metazoa; Chordata; Lepidosauria; Squamata; Natricidae. Bases 104 to 1672 code for a protein of 522 amino acids. The transcript has 12 exons.